This is a messenger RNA of Candoia aspera, 8008 nucleotides long. RefSeq names its product immunoglobulin like and fibronectin type III domain containing 1 (gene IGFN1). The transcript is spliced from 24 exons. Gene Ontology annotation, molecular function: protein binding. The coding region runs from base 1 to 7224 and encodes 2407 amino acids. The record is from RefSeq and is a predicted model, not a curated record. Lineage: Eukaryota; Metazoa; Chordata; Lepidosauria; Squamata; Candoiidae.
AUGAGAAAUCACAAUACGGUACAUGGUGUGGACACACUGGAUCUGGAUGAUGAUGAUGAUGAUGAUGAACCAGAUCUUAAAUCUUUGAAGAAAUCUGCCAUCCCUGGAGUGGUCAUUACACAGUUUGUAGAAGAUAUUCCUAAAGGAUACAGCACACCUGACUUUGAGCAGAAACCAAUUACUGUAACAUUACAGGAAGGUAAAAAUGCCAUUUUCAGAGCUGUGGUCAAAGGUGAACCAAAACCAAAAGUGUUAUGGAAGCGCAAUAAUAGGGAAAUGGAUACUUCUCAGAAAUACCAAAUUUCUUUUAGUUCUGGAACAAAUGAAUUUAUCUUGCAGAUAAACAAAAUAACUUCAGAUGAUGCGGAUUUGUACCGUUGCAUUGCUGUGAAUGAGUAUGGGGAAGCGGCCUGUACUGUUGGUCUCAAAAUUAUAGAGGGCUUCAAGAAGAAAACGAAACUGCUUCCUGUUGCACAACAGGCAGAUCUAAAGAAAGAGAUUCAGGACUUCAGAAAAACAUUAAAGAAACGAGCACCUUCAGCUGCUCCAAAGAAAAAACUGGAUAUGGAACAGAUCGGACAAUUGUUAAUAAAUGCAGAGAAGAAAGAUUAUGAGAAGAUUUGCUUAAAGUAUGGUGUUGUUGAUUUCCGUGGGAUGCUGAGAAAACUUCAGGAGAUGAAGAAAGAGAGAGAGGAUAAGCAGGCUGAAUAUGUGUACAGUCUUGCAAAUCUGAAGCAUGUGAAAGUCAAUAAAGAGCAAAGAAAUGCUUCUUUUGACCUAGAGAUGGAACUGAAAAACCCAGAGAGCAGAAUUUGCCUCUACAAAGAUGGUCAGAAGAUCGAUUUUGGAUUUAAUGAUGACAACUUAAAGCACUGCCUGCAGCAAGAGGGCAAAAACUAUCAUUUUACCAUCAAUGAUCUGCAGCCAGAAGAUGUUGGCAUUUAUCAGAUCAAAGUAGAAGAUGUAGUUAUCUUCUCCACUGAACUGGAAGCAGAAAGCAGCCAAAACCCCCAGCCCUCUGACAAAGGGACUUACACCAUUGACACUGGAAGCUGUUCUUCAAGUACUUGGCUUGAGGUCGAAUCUUCUAAAGGAAAGAGAAAGCAAUCGGAAGAGGACAGUAGUGAUAAAGAUGGACAAUGGAGCAAACCAUUAGAUGAAGAGCAUGCUAAGAAACUUCACCAAGGAGAAAGGCAGAAAGAUCAAGAUCUCCUUGCAGACUUCAGCAUGGGCAAAGAUGCCCAGUAUGCGAAUGGCCAAGAUAGCAGUGCAGAGCUUUAUAGCUGCCUGGAAAAAGAUGGAUCUUUAGGAAAAGAUGGGAAGAUAGGAUUUGAUCAGAAUGCAGUGCUAGACAGAAAUAUCAGAGUAAUAGGUAGUUUGACUGGCAAGGCCCCCCAAUAUGGGAAAGAUGCUAUGCUAGCUUUCAACAUUGAAUCUGAAGGUACAAAUGGAUGGCAAACUUCAGAAGGACAAGUUUCCACACUUAAUGGAGAAGAUCCUGGGGACAGAUUUAACAGAGAAUCAGUUUUGGGCCAAGGUUCCACAUUAGGCAGUGCAGCAGUCAAUAGCAAUCAAUAUAUCAUGUGUGGUCCCGGAAAUGGAUUUGGCAUAGCAGGAAAGGUAGAAGGACUUUAUGACAAGAAGGGUAUACUGAGUAAGUCUGAUCAAUCAGGAGCCAGGUCUGACAGUACUGGAAGUCUCUGUAUUAAAGAUGGUGGGUUACGUGGUGCAGGUAAGCUUUAUUUCAAGGAUAAUAUACUCUCAGAAGUUGGGGAGAGAGGUACACUGUAUAGAGAUGGUUGUGUAAUAGCUGAGUCUAGUGUAACAGAAGGUGAUACAGGAGUUGCAGGGAAAAUUUGUGACAAAGAUAAUCAUUUAGAGGAAGCUGGAGCUAACAGGUUUAGACCUCAGCUUGAUGACACAAAAAGUGGUUGUGGCAAUACUGAUACCACAUCUGGAGAUUGUGAUAGUGGGACAAUGAGUGGGAAUUAUGUCAAAGAUGUAGUGCUAGGUGAAUCUGAAGUGGUUGCUAGUAGAUUUCCCGGUGUUGGAGGAAUAGUUCUCUAUUGUGGGACAAAAGGGAUGUCAGCUGGAUCAGGCAGUGAUAGGCAUAAUGAUGCUAAAAGAAUAAGAGAGCUGAAUAGCAAGGAUGGUAUAAUAGUUGAUGCUGGUGCUUGGGGCAUAAGUGGCAAGAAGGAUAUACUAAGAGGAGCUGUUAGACCUGAUGAUGUUGUGAGCAUAGAUGGAUAUUAUAGUGUGGAUGUUGUACUACGAGGAAUAAGUGCUUGUAACCUUGGUGACUCUAACAACAUAGAUAGACUCUAUAAUAAGAAUGAGGUAUUAGGAAGCAUAGGCGCUGUUGGACAAGAUAGUGCUGGGAGUAUAAGCAAUCUAUAUGGCAAAGGGGGACCUGAAACUAUUAGGGGUAUCAAUGAACACCAUGGCAAGGAAGUUGAAAUAAAUGGAGUUUAUGAAAAGGAUAGUGAGCCAGGGGAAACAAGUGCUUAUGAACUUGAUGACAAUAGGGAGAUAGGCAGACUCAGUGGGGAGAACGGUAUAAAAGGUGAAGAUGGUAUUACUGGAUCUGAUGAUGCUAGGGGUAUAAAUGGACUGGAUAAUAAGAACACUGCACUAGGAAAACCUUGUGGACCAGGUGGUGCUGAGGGCAUAGCUACAGUCUGUGGCAAGGAUAGUGCACUAAACGGAGUUAGUACUGAUAGACCAGGUAGUGGGGGCAUACAUGGGCUAUAUAGAAAAUAUGAUGCAUUAGGAGGACCUGAUGGUACUAGGGGAAUAGGUGGACUCUAUGAGAAGGAUGGUUAUCUAGGUGGAAUUAGUUCUCAUGGACCUGAAAUUAUUGGGAAACUAAGACUGAAUAUUAAAGAUGGUGAGCUAGGGAGAGCAGAGGGCAUUGGUGGACACUGUGGCAAGGAUGGCACGCUAGGUGAAACAGACACUAGUAUAGCUGGUAAUGCUGGUGGAAUAGGUACACUGUAUGGUAAGGGUGCCCUGCUAGAUGAAAUUGGGGCUAAUGAAUAUGGUAAUACUGUGAACAUCGUUGGACCCAGUGACAAGGAUGGCAUGCCAAAUUGCAUAGCUAGUAGAUCCGGUGGUACAGAGGGCACUGGUGGACUCCAUACCAAGGACAGCAUGCCAGGUAAAGCAUGCAGUUGUGGAGUUGGUAGUUCAAGUGGACAUGAUAUGGUUCAUGGCAAAGGUUUUAGUGAUGCUAGGGAUACUGGUAGAUUCUACGGAAAGGAUGAUAUACCAGAUGAAGCAGUUACCGCUGGACUGUCUGGCCAGGAUAUUAUGCCAUGUGGGUUUUAUGCAGGUGGUGGUAGUGCUAGGGAAGUUGGUGGGCUCUAUGUCAAAGAUGAUAUGUUGGGUGCAGUAGGUGCUAGUGGAUCUGGAAUCUUUGACAAGGAUAGCAUGAUAAUCAGUACUACUGAUGAUGAGCUUGGUAGUGAUGAAAGAUUAGCUAGUAGAGCAAAUGGUAUUCGAGAAACACCUGGAAUUUAUGGUAAGGAUAGAAUGUCAAAUGGAUUUGUUAGUCUUGGAGCAGUAUCUGGGCUCUGUGAUAAAGAUGGCAUGCUAAGUGAAUUUGGUGCUAAUGGAUCCAUUGGAGCUGGAAGCACUGCUGAAUUUUAUGGCAAGAACAGCAUGCCAGGUGAUUCAAGUACUGUUGGACUUGUUCCUGUUGAGAAAGAAAGUGGAUUUGGAAUGGGUGGUACACUGGAUGGAGUUUGUGCUGGGAGUAAACUCAAUGGCAAGGGUGAUAUGCCAGCUGUCACAGGCAGGAGGGAACUUGAUGCUAGAGGCAUGGAUGAAUCUUAUAAUAAGGAUGGCAUACCAAGUAGAACAUGCACUACCGGAUGUCAUGGCUCAAUAGUAUGUAGUCUCUAUGACAAGGAUGGUAUUGAGAGCAUUGGUAUGCUUGGUGACAAGGAUAGCAUACCAUUAGGUACAGGCACUAAUAAACCUCAUGGCAUUGGCAAUAUAGAUGGAAACUAUGGCAAAGACAACAUGCCAAAUGUAGUAGACAUUUAUGAACUUGGUGGUGUUGGGGGAGUAGGUGGACAUAGUAUUUUAUGUAGAGGAGGCACAACUGGAUACAUUAUUAUUGAUAGAAUCUAUGGCAAAAACAGUAUACUUGGUGGAGCUGGUGCUGGUGGAGCUGGUAAUAUUGGAGGAAUAGGUGGAUCUCUUUGCAUGGCAGGUGGAAAAGGUGCUGGAUUGUGUGAAAGGAAUGAUAUAUCAAAUAGAGAGGUCUUAGGUAAACCUGAUGGUGCUGGUGAUGUAAGUGGACUUUAUGGAAAAAAUGGUUACCUCAUUGAAAAUGAUGCUGUUGGAGGACUGGAUGAGCUUUAUGGCAAAAAUGGAGUGCUAGGUGGUAGAAGGGGAAUAAGUGGGCUUUAUGGGAAGGAUGGUGCAUUACCUAGCACAAUUGCUGGUGAGAUAGGAUGUAAUAAUGAAGGAAAGUUCAAUUAUCACUAUAACAAAGAUGGUGCACUUUGUGGAGAUGGUACAGGAGUUAGAGGUACUAAUGGAUCACUACAUGAGAAAAAGUCAGACAUAACUGGUGAAGAGUUCCUGGGUUAUGGCCAGCCUCCUGGCCUUUAUGAUGCUGUAUCUUAUGCUGGUGACAGAAGAAGGCAGCUGUCUGAUUUAGAGGCCAGUGGAUCUACACCAGCUGAUCUUGCAAGGAGAGGGAGAGGAGAAAGACUGCUUGAAGAGGACAUGAGAGAAUCACUUUGCCAUUUGAACCAAGGUUUAUUUGAUGUCCAUGCUCAGAGAGGAAAACCAACUGAGUUGUCUUGCACUCUGAACAAUGAUCAGCUCAAGGGAACUUGGUUUAAAGAUGGAGUCAAGGUAACAGGCUCAGGAGGACUCUCCACUGAGAAAAAUGGCCUAGUCCACAAACUGAUAAUAGACAAGGUAGAAGAUAGUCAUGCUGGAAAAUAUAAAUUUGAAGCUGAAGGCAUCUGCACAGAAGCAUCUAUUUUUGUUGAAGAUCCUCCAAAUGUUGACUCCACACUUCUGGAGAAACUGAAAAAGGAACCUAUCGUGGUAAAGGCAGGAAAAAGUACCAUGGUCAAGAUUCCAUUUGAAGGUCGGAAGCCAAUCAGAGUAACUUGGUUAAAGGAUGACCAUGAACUUCUGGAUGAUGGCAGGAUAAACACAGAUUCUUCAGACAACUUUACUCGACUCUCUAUAUCCAGCACCAACCGGAAGGAUACUGGGAAUUAUAAAGUGAAAUUAAGGAAUGAGUGCGGAAGCUCUGAAGCUCCUCUCAAGCUGGAAGUGAUAGAUAAACCACAAUCACCAACAGGACCCAUAGAGGUUGUAGACAGUUCCACAAAUGGCAUAACUAUUCAGUGGAAGCCCCCAAAAGAUGAUGGUGGUAAACCAGUCCAGAGUUAUAUUAUUGAGAGACAACAGGUUGGUAGAAAGACCUGGGUGACACUGGGAAAAACCAGUGGAAGCUGUACUAUUUUCACUACCAACAAAGUGGAACAUGACACAAGCUAUUACUUCAGGGUGAAAGCAGUGAAUUCCUUGGGUACUAGUGAGGCCCUGGAAUCUGAUGAAGUCAUGGCUGCCGCAAAAGCUUCUCCGAGCCCUCCUGCUCCACCUAAAAUUAUCAGUGCCAACAAAGACGCCAUCACACUUUCAUGGUCUGCACCACGUAAAAUAGGGACUUCCCGGAUCUUGGGCUACACAAUUGAGAAACGCAAGAAGGGCAGCAACAUAUGGACAUCUGUCACUGAUUUGCCCAUAACAGACAAGAAAUAUACAGUGAAUAAUUUGAAGGAGGGACUGCAGUAUGAAUUCCGUGUGGCUGCCAUCAAUAAUGCAGGCGUGGGUGAGGCCAGUGCACCUUCAGAAGCUGUUUGUGCUCAAGAUCCUAUGAAACCUCCAGGUCCAGUGAAGGAUCUAAAAGUGGUUAAUGCUGACUACUGUAGCAUCUCCUUAUCAUGGAUGAAACCAGGUUCAGCAGAAGGAAGUUAUGUCAAAGGAUAUAUUGUUGAGAUUCGACACUCUGAUACUCUGAAAUGGACCCGGUGUAAUGCUCUCCCAAUACCAACAACUACAUAUACAGUUAGAGGACUAAAAGCCCGGGAGACAUAUUUCCUACGUGUGAGAGCAAUUAGUGAUGGUGGUCUGGGUGACCCAACUGAAAUUGAUACUUGUGUCCAGGCAGUACCUCCUCCUGGUGGGCAAGAGGCUGGAGAACAAAAUGAUUUGAUUCAAUGUAAUGAGGAUGAGGAGAGAAAGGUCAGUUCCAGUGGAGGACCAGUUUAUCCCAAGUUCUUAGUGAAGGAUACUGUUGAAAGCUUCAUGAAUGUGAAAGCAGGGGAUGCCAUUCAUGUGCGUAUUCCUUUUGAAGCAUCCCCAUCUCCUGAAGCGGUUUGGCUGAAAGAUGGGCUUUCUCUGCCAACAAAGGCCACAAUUGCCACCACAGAAAGACUGAGCCAACUCAUCAUACCAAAAGCUGAGCUUUCUGACAGUGGACAUUAUGGUAUCAGCCUCCAAACUGAGCAUGGGAAAAAGGAAACAUUCAGCUUCCUAGUCCAAGUCCUAGAUAUUCCAGAGUCUCCUGGUCCUAUACAACUCAUUGAGAAGGUCCCUGGGACAGUGACUCUGAUAUGGGAGCCCUCACCAACAGAGAAGAGAGAGAGUAACCUAACCUAUGUGGUCAUGAGAUGCGAUGCCAGCAAAGGAUCAUGGCAAAUGGUGGCUGACCACAUCUACACCAACAAAUAUACUGCUGUAAAUUUUAUCCCAGGUCGGGAAUAUUUCUUCAGAGUUCUGGCAAAAAAUUGUAUAGGGUUCAGCAAGCCUUCUGAAACAGUGAAGCCUUGGACUGUUCAAAAAGAAAAAGAUAAACCUGAAAUCAGACUUCCAAGAUAUAGGGGGAUCAACCGAGCUCAGCCUCCAAGAUUUCUUGUCCAACUGAAACCACAUGUGGUGAAUUCAGGAUUUGACUGUCACAUGAGUUGUGCUGUGACUGGAUAUCCAGCCCCUCAGGUCACUUGGUACAAGGGUAACAAGAAUCUCUCUCAGGAUCCUUCCUUCCUCUGCAAAAAUGAUUUUGGGGUCUGCUCCCUUAUGAUCCCAAGAGUCACACCAUUAGAUGGUGGCCAAUACAAGGUGGUGGCUAUCAAUGAACUAGGCCAAGCAAUCAACAAAGCUGAACUAACUGUGAAAGAACAUACCUAUUAGUAUAGUCUGCACUGAACCAGCUUCACACAGCCUGCAGCAUAAUAAUGGCUUCCUGUAGAAGUAGCUGUGUGACCAAUAAAUACAGAUUUAUUCUUACAUCACAGUUCUGAAGGAUUGGCCUACUUAGUGCCACAAGUAUAAGGAAAACAGCAACUUUUCUUUCCUGCUAUCUUCCACAAUAUGAAAGCUUUCUAAAAUAUGCACACAGUUAUUCCAAAUAGAAGGGACAGCAUCCAAAUAUAUCAUGGACUUCAAUGGAAACUAAUGGAAAGUCAGAAGUAUGAGUGGAGAAGAAUCAUCAUCCAUCAUGAUGGGUCACAGCAACAAAGCCAUUCAUUCAACCAGACAUAACAGGUUACUUAGGUAGAUCCAGAGUGCCGCAACCCCCCCACCCCCAGCAGAAAGUUAUUCUGGAAUUCAAAUGCUUUGGUUCUACCCACAAUGAUUCUGCUGGAAACUAUGAUCUAUGUAUCUUUUAGAAUUUUAAAUGUUUGGAAAACUUUCUUCUAGAAGAAUAGCAAGGCUUAUAAGAUAUAUUUCAUUAGCUUCAAAAGUUGCUUUAGUUAUACCUAACUUUGUAUUUAAUUGCAGAAAGAUUAAAAAGUAAUGGAAGACAAGAGUAUAAAGCGGCUGAAAAUUUUCAUCAGUAUUUUAUUUAUUUAUUUUGAGCUGACAAUGUUAGCUUCAUCAAAAGAAUCAAAAUAAGACUAUGUUUUAGCUGUUUCUGGAGACAGAGUUGCAUUCUGAUUGUUUCCCAAAUGUCUCAAUAAAAUAACAUCCCUUA